GGAGAAAUUUCUUGGAAGGGAAAAGUUACAAAAGAGUUUUAUGAAAGAUGAGCCGAAUUUAUCACAACACGUGUUUACAGAACAAACCUGUACACAAUGAGAAGGUGGAGCGCGCGUGGGCUCCCACUACGUAUGAAAGUGGCGAGGGGGUUCUUCUAGAGGGAAAGCUGCUGGAUGUUUCCAGACAUGCAAUCAGUGACAACAGCAAUCAAAAGGUCCGUUACUAUGUGCUGUACAUCAAACCCAGCCGCAUCCAUCAGAGGAAGUUUGAUGCCAGCGGGAAGGAGAUCGAGCCAAACUUCAGUGACACCAAGAAGGUCAACACCGGCUUCCUCAUGUCCUCCUACAAGGUGGAAGCUAAAGGGGAGUCAGACCUUGUGUCUGAGGAGCAGCUGUCGCUGAUGGUGAACAAAGCCGAGCUGGUGAAGAUAACAGACAGGCACCGACCCAGCGGGACCUGGGCCUUCUGGUACCCGGAGUCAGAGAUGGACAAAACAGAGCUGGAAACAGGACAGGACGUACGACUGAAGACCAGAGGAAACAGUCCUUUCAUAUUCUCCUUAGCCAAAGUGGACGGCGGCACGGUGACCAAGUGUAACUUUGCUGGAGAUGAGAAGGCCGGCGCGUCGUGGACCGACAAGAUUAUGGCCAACAAAGCGGACGCGGCCGCUCAGAAGCAAGGAGGAGAAGGAGCGGGAGCAGAGGAGGAUGAAUGGGAGGACUGAGGAAACCAUCAGCCUGAAGAGUUGGCCCUGUUCCAGUCUCCAGGUUGAACUGCUUCAGCUUGGCUCCCGCCCUGUCUCUCUCUGUCUCUCUCUGUCUUUAGAUUGGGCUCACUGGACAUUUCACUAGGGUACUGAACCUCUUACAUAUGUGGUCUUGGGGCUGGAAAAAAAAAACCU
Molecule: messenger RNA, 902 nt
Organism: Morone saxatilis (striped sea-bass)
Lineage: Eukaryota; Metazoa; Chordata; Actinopteri; Moronidae
Gene: arpin
Product: actin related protein 2/3 complex inhibitor
Exons: 6
Coding region: 48-725 (225 amino acids)
Biological process (GO): negative regulation of actin nucleation
Source: RefSeq, a predicted model, not a curated record